CUGAUCAUUUAUCAAAGACUGAAAAUUUCAGUGAUAGGCGACGAACGUGAAUGUGCCAGUAACAUCUGCUUGAAUGGUGGUACUUGUCUGAUCGAGGAAUUAAGCAGGAGGUUCCUAUGUCGGUGUCCGCCAGGACUUUCAGGGUCAUUGUGUCAGGAAACGUGUAAUCUUGAAUGCGCAAACGGUGUGUGCGUGAAAGGAGCCCUUGGAAACGAGCAGUGUCAAUGUGCGCAAGGUACAGUAUUUACUACCUUUCUAAUGUUCUUAAGAUGUAUUGAAAAUGAACGUGGCUUAAAAAUCUGUACUGGAGAUCAAUGUAAGUUGCGGCCGUGUAAGAACAAUGCCACUUGUGUUCUGGAUAAUGACUCUUUUCGUUGUAUAUGCCCUGUUGGAUUCGCCGGUAAAUUAUGUGGUUCUGAUGUGAACGAAUGUGAGUUGAUGCCAUGUCAAAAUGGUGGUACGUGUAUCAAUAUGGAGGGUUCAUUUGAGUGUCUCUGUGAAAACGGAUUUAGUGGUAAGGAAAAAUCAAUGGAAAAUAAGAAACUCGGUACAUGUGCAAUGAAUCCAUGCCGUAAUCAAGGCACGUGUGUUGACACUAAAAACGGCUUCCAUUGUGCUUGUCCAUCCGGAUUCGAAGGCAAGAUAUGUCAAUAUAAGAAGACGCCUUCGAUAUGUAAAUGUCCUAGUCCUAUGCAUGAAUGUUUGCUACUGAAUGGUAGUCAAACAUUUUGCAAUAAAACCUCCGAUUUUCAGGGUCCAAGAUGUAAUGAAAGUUUGGCGAUCGGUUGUGACACACACCCUUGUCGGAACGGCGGAAUAUGUCAAAACGUCCCUAAUGGAUUUCGAUGUUAUUGCUCACCAGAGUUUGGGGGGGAAACAUGUGAAGAGAUAAUGAAAUGCCUUGUUGAUGGCGAUCCAUGUUUGAAUGAAGGUCGCUGUGUUCGCGGAUUGUCAGAUAAUCACUGUGAAUGUGCCUCAAAUUUCACCGGUCGUCACUGUGAGCGGAGUACAGUGAUACCUUCAUCAGGACCCUGCAGUUCAAAUCCUUGUUUAAAUGGAGGGAUUUGUCAUGCCGAUGGAAUCGUUGCAACAUGUGAGUGUCAGCUAGGAUUUGGUGGUGUUAACUGUUCUAAUCACGAGACUGCUUCUUGUAUUCCAAAUCCAUGUGAAAACGACGGCGUCUGCCAAUCUGUAGGAGGUAAGCUGUCCGUUAGAGCUUUAAUAUUAGAUAUGUUUACUAGUGCAACUACGAGUAUUUCAUGCACUGAGUGCGUUCACUCAGACAAAUGUGUUGAGUCGUCAUCGGGGUCGUCACUAUGCAUCUGUCAACGAGGAUAUCAAGGACCUCGAUGCGACCAGCGUGGCGACCCAUGUGACUCUACCACAUGUUCUCGGCCACUUAUGUGUCAACCACACAUCUCGUUCGGUGAAGUUCGAACCACAUGUGUUUGUCCUGUUGGACGGAGUGGAACCAAGUGUCAGCUGUCAACUUCCGUGUCAUUUGAUAAAAAUAGUUUAUUUAUUCAUCAAAGUCCAAACGUUAUGAUAGGAACGACUUUCUCUUCUUCUGUCCAUUUGCCAUUUACUAUCACAUUUGCCAUGCGAACAACUGUACCAUCAGUUCAUAUAGUAUCCGGCGAGAAUAUUUUUGGACAAAAGUUAUUCUCGGUUGCUUUGGAUGAGGGUCAAUUCGUAAUGACAUUUCAAGGAACAAAGUACAACAAAUUGAUUCCAUUUGCUAUUAAUGAUGGUACAUGGUACACUGUACGGUUGGAGAAAAGUGAAAUGGGUGUAAUUAUUUCCGUAGUAAACGAGGAAGGAUAUCAAUUGAUAUUGCAUUCUCUUCCUUUUACCACGCUUUUUGAUGUUUUUGCGACGCGAUUCGGAAAAGUCUCAGAAUCCGAGUACUUGGUUGGAUGUAUCGCGGAUGUGAACAUUGGUGGUAGUGUUAUUGACCUUGCAAGUUCCAGUCGUAGCACCGGCAUCACGUACGGUUCGUUUUUUCAUAUAAUAACGUGUUACAUUUCACAAUGUUCAAGAAAUCCAUGUAUGAACGGAGGACAUUGCGUGGACCUGUGGACACAUGCUUCAUGCUUAUGUGCACCUCCAUUUCUUCCUCCGCACUGCAGGAAUUCACUUCCUCCGAGCACAUUUGGCCAUAAUAAUCAGACAUCAUUUGUCGAAAUAGUGUGCGCCUACUUUCUUAGUUUACAUACUUUAUAUGCAGGAUCACUCCAAGACAUUAGAAUAAAUGGGAAGUCUGUCGUUUUGCACAAGCCAUCGAAUUUCGCUGUCGAUCAAUUCGGUUCAGUUGGGUAUCUGGAAAAUAUUUUGGAGGGAUCUAUUUCCGACGACAUUUGUGGCAUUUCUGAGCAAUGUGUCCAUGGUACAUGUCAUAACACAUUCAACGACUUCGACUGUAAUUGCAAAAACGGAUUUUACGGCAAACGAUGUGAACGUAAAGAUCACUGCUUUAAUUCUCCUUGUCCAGAGAAUGGUGAAUGUAAGAACGUUGGUGACGGUUAUAUCUGUAAGUUUUUUCGUUGGUCUACUGAAAUCCAUUUUUUCAGCCUUAGUUUGAUGGCGUUUGAAAUGUCUGGACCAGUGGAAACCACGGCAAGCUUUAAGUUAACUAUAAGAACCCAUUCACGAACUGGCCACAUUCUGACCAUCGAUUCUAAGAAUGGAACGAUGAAAUUGUCUUUAACAAACGGUCAGCCAUUGUUCACUGGCGAAAAUCCACUUCUUAUUCGGAAAAAUAUAGCCGAUGGUCAAUGGCAUACGAUAGCACUAGAUACAAAUGUUUUUUAUGUGGACUCUGCUAGCUACGGUUGUUAUUUUCGAACUUGUACAACGUGUAAUAAUUUGGUCACAUCAUGCCUAUCGUCACCACAGUGUGGUGAGGCUUCACCAUGCGUCCGUGGAGAAUGUCGUGACCUAUGGAAUGCAUUCGCUUGUGAAUGUCCUCCAGGAUUCGAGGGAGAGUACUGUGAGAUAAACAUUAACGAGUGUUCAAGGACUAACUGUGGAAGAGGAUAUUGUUUCGAUGGAAUCGGGGUUGCACGGUGCUAUUGUGAUCCUGGGUACACUGGACCGGAUUGUGAUGUGGAAUUGGACUUUUGUGCAGAACUACCAUGUAGAAAUGGUGGAUUGUGCGAAAGCUCAAAUGGAAACUUCAUGUGCGAGUGUAGAAAAGGAUGGUCAGGAAAAUUUUGCGAUAUUAAGGUACACUGUGCUAAACAUAUACAUUUGCAUUUUUGGGGAAGGGAACACCCGACUCGGGUGUCGUUCACUCAUUUCCAGUGUAAAUGCUUAUGCAUGGCUGGAUUUGUUGGUGAGUUCUGCGAGGAGAAAAUAGAUCCAUGUAGGAAUAAACCAUGUAUUCAUGGAUACUGUGAAUCGGAUUCGGAUGGAUUUAGCUGUAAGUGUGACGAAGGUUACUUUGGUAAGACCUGUUCUUCUAUUACCGACUUGUGCACUUCGUCGUCAUGUAAUGCUCGAGGACGUUGUACGCCUGUAUGGAAUGCAACCAUGUGCACGUGUGACAAACGUUGGAGAGGUCGAGAGUGCAAUCAACUGAUUGAUGAAUGCAUGACUAUACCGUGUGAAAACGAUGGCAUUUGUGAGACAACAGCAGAAGGAUUCCAGUGUCAUUGUAGAAAAUAUUACUUAGGUUAUCGUUGCGAGGUGCUCGGCUCGUGCCUCAAACAACCUUGUGAACGAGGUGAAUGCAUCCAGCUGUCAGAGCAAACACAUUCCUGCAGCUGCCCAACAGGUUAUGAAGGAGAAAGAUGCGAGGUACGGAUAGAUUAUUGCAUUAAAAAUCCGUGUCUGAAUGGAGGAUUAUGCGAAUCACUUAUUGGUCAAUAUAAAUGUCAUUGUAUAACUGGUUUUACAGGUGUAGAUUGUGAGACCGACAUUGAUGAAUGUCAGCUGGGAUUCUGCUCGAAUGGUGCGAUAUGUCGUGAUCGUGUCGCCGAUUAUGACUGCAUUUGUGAUGGCACUGGAUUUACGGGAAAAAAUUGUACGAUAGAUAUCAAUGAAUGCACCGUUGCCUCGAAUUGCGUGAACGGUCAAUGUACGAAUACGCAGGGUGGUUAUAGAUGCGACUGUGAGAAUGGUUUUAUCGGCUCACGUUGUACGGUAAGGGAUCCAUGUUGGCCUGAUGCAUUUAAUCGAACCACGCAUACAUGUGUGCAUGGUGUUUGUAUAAAUCCAUCGGUCAUGAAAGACAGUGCUGGUCGGGAGACUUCUGUGCACGAAUGCAAGUGUCAUUGGGGAUAUACUGGCCCACAGUGCAUUACGCAGCGAAAGAUGCUGGCACUAAGCUAUAUACUUGGGCCGAUGGCAGCUGUACUAACUGUACUUGCCAUACUUGGUUGUGUCCUGUUGGUGUUUGUCUUUCGAGGCAAACGUGCGCUUCAUGGACACUAUAGUCCUAGUUAUCAAGAACAAAAUGGUACUCGACUUCAGAUGAACUCCUUGGUUAAGCUACCACCCGAAGAACGAUUAAUAUAA
This is a messenger RNA of Angiostrongylus costaricensis, 4518 nucleotides long. NCBI's taxonomy places the organism in Eukaryota, Metazoa, Nematoda, Chromadorea, Rhabditida, Metastrongylidae. The record is from the annotation of a GenBank genome assembly.